Molecule: messenger RNA, 2337 nt
Organism: Hansenula ciferrii
Lineage: Eukaryota; Fungi; Ascomycota; Saccharomycetes; Phaffomycetales; Wickerhamomycetaceae
Gene: PUT3
Product: Put3p
Exons: 1
Coding region: 1-2337 (778 amino acids)
Biological process (GO): DNA-templated transcription
Molecular function (GO): zinc ion binding; DNA binding
Source: RefSeq, a predicted model, not a curated record
AUGAAAUAUUUACAAAAAUUACAUGAUGAUGUUUCAAGAUUGAAAAAGGAAAAUACUAAUCUAAAAUCAUCAAUUAAACAAUAUAAAAAUAAAUCAAAUAAUAGUGCUGAUGGUGGAUCUAUCGGUAAUAUAACUUCUGAUAAUGAAAUAACUCCAACAAGUUCAACAACUUUAGAUAAUUUAUUUGAAUCUUCAGAUGUUGAUACUAUUUUAUCUGCAACCUUUUCAAAUAAUACAGCUUCAAAUCAUCCAUCUCAACAAGCAAAUACUACUUCUAACAAUAAUGAUCAACAAACAUCAGAUCAUCAUGAUGAAGUUGUUGCACCAUUUGUUGAUCAACAACGUCAAUUAGUUUAUUCAAGAACUGGUGAAAAAUUUUAUGUCGGUUCUUCAUCAAUGACGCUAUUUGGUAUUCAAGUUCAAAAUAUGUUAUCAGAAAAUGGAGAUCAAGAUCUUAUAAAUGCACCAAAUGCACAAAAUUUAAGUAAUACUGAAACUGUCUUAGAGAGAGAAGGUAAUGCUUAUAGAAUCAUGUUGGGUAAGACUAAAACAAGACCUGGUAUCUCUGUUAAUUUUACAUUACCUUCAUACUCAUAUGCAAUGUUAUUAGUUGAUUCUUUUAUUCAAUAUAAUGAUGGAUGUUUUUAUUUUUUCAAUGAAGGUUUAGUUAAAGAAAAUUUAAGAAGAGUUUAUGAAGGUUUAGGUACAGAUUCUUCAGAUUCAAUUAUUGAAACUAUUUGGUUUUGUAAAGUUUUAUUAAUCUUUUCCGUGGGUGAAAUGUACUUGGGUACUGCAAAUAAUAUUGAUGGUAAAAAAUCUGCAGAUGCAAAAUUACCAGGUUCUGGAUUUUUCCAUCAAGCUUCUGAAUUAUUUACUGGGUUAUUCGCAUCAGGUGCUAUAGAUAAUUGUGCAAGAGAAGGUGGUAUUGAAGUAUUAUUGUUAUAUGCCUUUUAUUUACAAGUUGCCGAUUGUACAGUGGCUUCAUAUUUUUAUUUUGGUCUAGCUUUAAGAGCUUCUUUAAUUCUAGGGAUGCAUGUUGAUGCUGAUAAAAGUAAUGUUUCUCGUUAUGAAUUAGAACAUAGAAGAAGAUUAUGGUGGACUGUCUAUAUGUAUGAGAGAAUGUUAAGUUCUAAAGCUGGUUUACCAUUAUCUUUAAAUGAUAAUAGUAUUGCAACUGAAUUGCCUGAUGAUUUUGAUAUGUUUAAUCCUCCACAAGGUUGUGAGCAUUAUAUUUUCCCUGAAGCUGAAUAUAUUACCAAUUGUAUCAAAAUUACUCAGAUUAAUGCUAAAAUUUUAUCAUGUUUAUAUCAAAAACAACCAAAUAAAAAUAUUUUACCAGUUUUAGCAGAAUUAGUUGGUCAAUUAAUAGAGUUUAGAGAACAUCUACCAGAAUUUUUGAACCCAGAUUUCACUUCAAAAGAUUUACAAAUUUCAAGAUUGGCAACGAAUAUUCUUACUGAAUUUUUUCAAGGUAUGAAUUUAGCAGUUAGACCAUUAUUAUUUCAUUUUGCUUCAAAACAAUUGAAAAUCAAUAAAACUUCAAAUAAAUAUAUUGAUUUAAAUGAUUAUUCAAAGUCAAUCAUAACUUUAUUUAAUUCUUCAUUCCAAGCUUCAAUAAAUACCAUAAGAUCCCUUUGGGCUUUAAUGCCAGAAAAUAUGGUUGCAUUAUUUGGUUAUUUAGAUCGUGAAUAUUUAUUUACAUCGUCUGCAACAUUAAUUUUAUUCAAUGCAGCAUUUGGUGUUCAUCAAGCAACUUAUGAACAUUUAGAUCAUGCUUUACAAAUAUUCACCAAGAUGAGAAAUUUAGGUAAUCAUCCAUCUGCAUUAAGAAGAGCUCAAUUAUUAAAAUUAAUGUCAACUUUAGAUUUUAAUAAAAUUAUGCAACCAUUAAUCUUGAAACAUACUGAUAAUUUCCAACCAACUCAAUUUUCAAAUACACCAGUUCCAUCAUCAUCUAAUUCUAUGAAUCAUAAUUCAAACUUAGAUGGUAUUCCAUCAUCUUAUAAUCAUUCCAACCUAAGAAAAGAUCAUUCAAUUUCUAAUUCUCCUGUUCAACAUUCAACAUCAGCAAUACGACAAGGAGAUUCAGGUCAAAAAAGAUUAAAAAUUGAUAAUAUGAUUGAUUCUAAAAAAUUAAGUAAAAAUGUUGAUAAUGAACCUGUUUUACAUGAUGCUGAGGGCAAAGUUUCUUUAGAUGCUAUUCAUAUGUUACAACAUGGUACUGUUACAGAAAAUGAAAAUGAAUUAUGGAAGGAAAUUUCAAAUGAAGCAAUGUGGUUAGGUCCAAUUGGUGAAGUUUCUGAAGAGUUUCAAUCAUUGAUGGAUGAUUUUAAUUGA